Molecule: messenger RNA, 2406 nt
Organism: Striga asiatica
Lineage: Eukaryota; Viridiplantae; Streptophyta; Magnoliopsida; Lamiales; Orobanchaceae
Source: the annotation of a GenBank genome assembly
UUUUUCUUUAAGCAAAUUGCACUAGACAGCAACAUAUACCAAUUUGCAAUUUCGACUCCUGCCUCUCUAUAGUAGAUAAGUUCUCCCACUGUCCCCACACUAGGAAAAUAUCUGUGGGUGGUGUGGGUCGAUAGAUUCUAUGUAUAAACUGCACUAACUGUAUAGUAUACCACUACGCUCUUUAAUUCUGUUUUAUGAGAUUUUAACCUAUAUAGGGUUUUUGGGAGAUUUUUUUCCUGUGUUUCGAAAUGGACGCCGUUCAAGAAGCCCAGAACAGGGAGGCGUUCCGGCAUGCCGUCGUCAAUACCCUUGAACGGCGUUUAUUUUACAUCCCUUCCUUCAAGAUCUACCGCGGUGUUGCCGGCCUUUAUGAUUAUGGGCCGCCGGGCUGUGCCGUUAAGUCUAACGUCCUCGCCUUCUGGCGUCAGCAUUUUGUCCUUGAGGAGAACAUGCUAGAAGUCGAUUGCCCUUGUGUCACACCAGAGGUUGUGCUCAAGGCAUCUGGCCAUGUUGACAAGUUUACCGACCUCAUGGUCAAAGAUGAAAAGACUGGAACGUGUUACCGGGCAGAUCAUCUGCUCAAGGACUACUGCAAAGACAAGCUUGAGAAGGACCCUAACCUUAGUGCUGAUAAGGCAGCUGAGCUCGGGCAUGUGCUUGCUGUGCUAGAUGAUCUUUCUUCAGAGGAGCUUGGUGCUAAAAUAAAAGGUUAUAAAAUUACAGCUCCAGACACAAAGAACAGCCUCUCAGACCCUUACCCUUUUAACCUAAUGUUUCAGACAUCAAUUGGGCCGUCUGGCUUGAGCCCUGGUUAUAUGCGUCCUGAGACAGCUCAGGGAAUUUUUGUGAACUUUAAGGACUUGUACUACUAUAACGGCAACAAGCUUCCUUUUGCAGCUGCACAGAUUGGUCAAGCUUUUCGAAAUGAGAUCUCUCCAAGGCAAGGUCUACUAAGGGUUCGCGAAUUUACACUUGCCGAAAUCGAGCACUUUGUGGAUCCUGAUGAUAAAUCCCACCCUAAAUUUGCUGAGGUUGCCACAUUGGAAUUUUUAAUGUUCCCAAGGGAAGAUCAGGUGUCCGGACGAGCAGCAAGGAGAAUAGCUAUUGGGGAAGCAGUGGCGCAGGGAAUUGUGAAUAACGAGACACUGGGUUAUUUCAUCGGGCGUGUGUAUCUCUUCUUAACUCAACUUGGUAUUGAUAAGGACCGGCUAAGGUUUCGCCAGCAUCUGGCGAAUGAGAUGGCACACUAUGCAGCUGACUGUUGGGAUGCUGAAAUUGAAUGCUCUUAUGGUUGGAUCGAGUGUGUUGGUAUUGCUGAUAGAUCGGCAUAUGAUUUGCGUGCCCACACUGAUAAAAGUGGAGUUCUCCUGGUUGCACAUGAAAAAUUCACAGAACCUAGAGAAGUCGAGAAACUUGUCAUAACACCGGUUAAGAAAGAGCUGGGUCUUGCCUUUAAGGGUAGCCAAAAGAUGGUGGUUGAAGCUUUGGAGGCCAUGGAUGAAAAGGAAGCCAUGGAGUUGAAAGCAACUCUGGAAGCCAAAGGAGAGGCCGAGUUUCGCGUUUGCACCCUCGACAGGGCCGUGACCAUAAAGAGUAAUAUGGUCUCCAUCUCCAAGGAGAAGAAAAAAGAGCACCAGAGGGUUUUCACGCCAUCGGUUAUCGAGCCAUCAUUCGGUAUUGGGAGGAUCAUUUACUGCCUCUACGAACACUCGUUUUACACGAGACCCAGCCGAGAUGGGGACGAACAGCUCAACGUCUUCGGCUUUCCGCCCCUCGUGGCCCCCAUCAAAUGCACCGUCUUCCCUCUCGUUCAAAACGAACAAUAUGAAGAAGUUGCUAGAAAGAUUGCCAGGUCACUUACUGCUGUUGGGAUCACGUACAAAAUUGACGUUACAGGUACCUCGAUUGGAAAGAGAUAUGCGAGAACUGAUGAACUGGGAGUCCCGCUGGCGAUUACAGUGGACUCGACAAGCUCAGUGACUGUUAGAGAAAGGGACAGCAAACAACAGAUUCGUGUUAACGUGGAUGAGGUGGCGUCUGUUGUGAAGGAGUUUGCAGAUGGCGUGAGCACCUGGGGUGACGUGCUGUGGAGGUACCCGACUCAUUCUUCUUGACAAGGGUUUUUCGAGGGUUUUUUUUCGCCACACUUGUGUUUGUGCUUCUUUUUAUCACUUUAUUGUACGAAAAAGGCGCACACACUAGAGAAUUAUACAGAGACGCGCGUUGUGUUUGCUUACUUUUCUGUUUAAUGUAUUCUGGAUACGUGAAUAUUUGCUGGUUUCGUUCGGAAGUUGCAAAACAAGUUUAUAAUGUGGGAUUUUAUUUGACUGAGUCUAUGUUGCAUUGUACUGGAAAUUAUAUAUGUCAAACAUCAAUUAUCUUUCUUUUUUUAAUAUAAUAUUACCA